Lepisosteus oculatus (spotted gar) is the source of this 1967-nucleotide messenger RNA. Its product is annotated as BTB/POZ domain-containing protein 17-like. Lineage: Eukaryota; Metazoa; Chordata; Actinopteri; Semionotiformes; Lepisosteidae. Gene Ontology annotation, molecular function: protein binding. The record is from RefSeq and is a predicted model, not a curated record.
AACUCCGCCAUUCCUGCCCCCCUUUCAAAGCUCGAAGCAACAGAAAUCACUGCUAGCAAGCUGGGGGACUUUUCGCAGGAGUAAACUGGCACACAUUCUCAGGCUCUAGACUGGAGAGCCGUAUGAAGAAACACAGGAAAGCAGUGGAACCCGUGGAGGAGAGACCUGAAUUGGAAAUGGAUACAAAGAUGCCCUCCGAGACCCUAGACAACCACCAAGAGAUCAUGGAGGAGCUCUGCCAGCUCUUUAACAGUGAGGAUUUCUGCGACGUCCAGCUGGUCAUCAAUGAGAAGGUCUUCCUGAAGGCCCAUCGAGUCAUCCUGGCUAUCGGCAGCGACUUCUUCCGCAACAUGUUCUCCAACGACUCCUGGCAGGAGAGCAAGCAGAACGUGAUCCAGCUGAAAGAGCAGGACAACUGCGUGGACUACUUCCAGGACUUCCUGCGCUACUUCUACACUGGCUGCAUCACAGUCAAUGCGGAGAACCUCUUCCCCAUUUACAUGCUCUCGGAUAAGUACGGCGUCCUGGCUGUGAAGCAGGGCUGUGAGAAAUUUGCCCUGAAGAACGUCACCAAUGGUCCCAUCAGCCAAGCCAUUGCCUGGUGCCAGCAGGCAGCAUACAUGAACUUUAAGGAGCUAGAGGAAGCAUGCAACAAAUUCAUCGCCUUGAACAUGAUGGCUGUUGCCAAGUCCCCAGAGUGGCUCUCUCUAGAGCCGGAAUAUCUCGAUUCCCUGCUGAGCCGGCCCGAUCUGGUGGUGGAGAGCGAGUUCGAGCUGUUCCGAGCCGUAAAGAGGUGGUUGUCGCAGAACAAGGGCCACGCCGACGAGAUUCUGAAGCACGUCCGCUUUCCCUUAAUGGCGCCCGAGGACGUGUACGACCCCGGCUUCCUGGAUUCGCUACCCGAGAAAGUGAAGGAGACAUUCUCCUCCCAGAGCGUGCUGGUCUACCAGGUCAACUCCCUCCCCAUCGAGACCAUCAGCUUGUUUCAUGAUGUGCUGUCGCCUCCAUUCUCCAUGCGGCUCUACACCUCUCCAAAUUUCGGCUGCUCCCGCAAGAUGAAUAACUUUAGCUGCUCGUCCAGCGUCUCCAUUGAGUUCUCUACGCGGCUGUUUCAGUUGAGGACCUCCUGGAGCAUCACAACUCAGGGAAGCUGUCAAGACCGUUACCGUGGAAACCCGUGCACCAGCAGUGCGUGCCCGUCCUGGACGUGCCGAGUGAAAGAGUGCAACCUCAGCGGGGAGAACCAUGACCAUAAGCUGUGCCUGCUGCUGUACAAAAACAUUGAUGAGAAGUGGCUUGUGUGCCACUACAAAACGUACGACAUUCCUCACGGACAAGACGUGGGGCUGGGGAACCUGGUCAGCAAGUCUGAAAGAGAGCAGUGCAUGUACAAAAACACAAUUUUCGCCCAUUUCAUUGGGAAAACACUUUGGAAGAGGCCUUAGGAGGAGGAGGAGGCCAAAAGGCUCAUGGCUGUAUCAGCUAGCAAUGCCUGAUUGAUUGUUUUGCCUGAAAUCUUUCACCCCCAUUCCAUUGAAGUACUAGAGUCCACUGACCAUGGUCAGUCAAUAUUAUUCUUAUUUAGCACCUUUUAAUCCAGAAUAUUCAUGGCACUUGAAAUCAAUUAUAUACAUAAAAAACUACAGUAAACAAGAAAUACAGUAGACGUUUAUAUAGUAUAUAGUAUAAAUGUGAAAUUAUAAGAAGGAAAUUAAAAACGGAUGGCCAUUGAACAGUCAGCUUUGAGGCAAGAUUUAAAAACAUGAAUAGAAGCUGUAUUUUUAGUAAGGUCAGGAACACCAGGGUCCAAAGAGGAAGGGCUGCUGCUGAAAAAGCCUGGCAUACAGUGUGAAAAUCCUGGGAAUGUGGAUGAGCCUAGAGCCUGGACCAAGUAAAAAUGAUAUAAUGAAAAAAAAAUAUAUAAAUGAACAGUUAUUAUCAUUGUCAUUGUUAUCACCAUUAAAGUU